Microdochium trichocladiopsis is the source of this 1008-nucleotide messenger RNA. Its product is annotated as uridylate kinase. Gene Ontology annotation, biological process: UDP biosynthetic process; 'de novo' pyrimidine nucleobase biosynthetic process; CDP biosynthetic process. Gene Ontology annotation, cellular component: cytoplasm; nucleus. Gene Ontology annotation, molecular function: ATP binding; UMP kinase activity. The record is from RefSeq and is a predicted model, not a curated record. The transcript has 2 exons. The coding region runs from base 1 to 1008 and encodes 335 amino acids. NCBI's taxonomy places the organism in Eukaryota, Fungi, Ascomycota, Sordariomycetes, Xylariales, Microdochiaceae.
AUGGCAGCUUCCAUGCAGCGCAUGCUCUGGCGGCAAGUGACGGCGAAGGCCGCCCCUGCCUCCAUCAAGGUCUCUGCGUCCGCUUCUCGAUUCGCGGCAAAGACUGCCUCUGCAUCGCCAGCCUUCUCGACCUGCUCCUCCACCACCUCGCGAGUCCUCCGAAACACUGCCCAGCGCCAGCCCAAGUUCGGGAACUCAAGCUUCCGCCGCACCUACAGCAGCGAGGCCCCCAAAGGCAACAAGGCCGCUGUCAAGUUCUGGCCUUUUGUCCUCGUCAUUGUUGCUGGAUCUGGUGGUUACGCACUGCUGGUAAACAAGAAAGCAGACGCCAUGCAUGCCGCGAAGCAGAACCCUCAGAUCGGUGCGCCCUCAAAGCCUACCCCGGCCUUCUCGCCCGACAAUGUGACCGUUGUCUUCGUCCUUGGCGGACCCGGCGCCGGCAAGGGCACUCAGUGCGCCAACCUUGUCAGGGACUACGGCUUCACCCAUCUCUCUGCGGGAGACCUUCUGCGUGCCGAACAGGAACGUCCCGGCUCUCAGUUCGGCGAACUCAUCAAGAACUAUAUCAAGGAGGGGCUAAUUGUUCCCCUCGAGGUUACUGUUGCGCUGCUGGAGAACGCGAUGACUGCUGCCAUAGACCCCAGUGGAAAGGGUGACGUCGCUGGCAAGAAGGGCAAGUUCCUCAUUGAUGGUUUCCCUCGCAAGUUCGACCAGGCCAUCAAAUUCGAGGAGGUCGUCUGCCCCGCCAAGUUUGUGCUCUUCUUCGAUUGUCCCGAGUCUGAGAUGGAGAAGCGGCUGCUCGAGCGCGGCAAGACCAGUGGCCGCGCUGACGACAAUGCCGAGUCGAUCCGCAAGCGCUUCCGCACCUUUAUCGAGACUAGUAUGCCCGUCGUCGACUAUUACGAGAAGCAGAACCGCGUCAUCAAGAUUGACGCCCGCCCUCAGCCUACCGAGGUUUACAAGAAGACCCAGGACGCCCUGACCGCCCGUCUCGGCAAGGAUCUUUAA